Molecule: messenger RNA, 594 nt
Organism: Rotaria sp. Silwood2
Lineage: Eukaryota; Metazoa; Rotifera; Eurotatoria; Philodinida; Philodinidae
Source: the annotation of a GenBank genome assembly
AUGUUGAAUUCACAUAUAAAAUUGCUAUUCUAUCUUCUACUUACUAGCUCUUAUAUAAAUGCAUUUAUUCCGUAUCCAGUUAUUGGAGAUGGUGCUCAAACUAGUGAUAGUAUAACACAUACAGAAAUCACCCAAGCUGGUUUCAUUCGUUGUCUAGCUAGUUUCUUUUAUGAUACACGUAUUAAACCAAAUAACAAUAAUGGGAAUACUAUCAAUGAACAAGAAUAUUUUACUACAGAACAUACUAUCGAUGAUCUUUAUAAACUUGCAUAUCCUGAAUAUAGUCAAGCACAAGUAGAAUUAUAUUCACUUCCAUUAAAAUUUAUUCUUGAUUUGGUCAUGACAGAAGAUGCUCUUGUGGAUUUUAAUUCAAAUACAAAGAAACUUUCAGCAGCACAUUUUGAUAGUGAAGCAUUUAUAAACGGUAGCCGACGUAUUCUUCAACUUAGACAAAUAGUUGUUAAUGACACAAGUACUACCAAUAAAGAUUUGACUAAUGCUCGUCAAUCACUUGGACGAUUGCUUCAUACAUUACAAGAUUUUUAUUCACAUUCGAAUUGGAUUGAAAUGGGCAAAACGUACAUUAAUAAUCUU